Molecule: messenger RNA, 11477 nt
Organism: Bombyx mori (domestic silkworm)
Lineage: Eukaryota; Metazoa; Arthropoda; Insecta; Lepidoptera; Bombycidae
Gene: wake
Product: ankyrin repeat and fibronectin type-III domain-containing protein 1
Exons: 15
Coding region: 2426-6700 (1424 amino acids)
Biological process (GO): regulation of establishment of bipolar cell polarity; establishment of mitotic spindle orientation; signal transduction
Cellular component (GO): spindle
Molecular function (GO): protein binding
Source: RefSeq, a predicted model, not a curated record
CGAAACAGCUUCGCCGGCAAAUUCAACGCCUGCACGACAGAUUUAAUAAAAGAUAUAUUCACUUGCAGAAAUAGAAAAACAUCUUUUUUUUUACACAGGACAAUAACGCACGUUGAAAAACGCCGCUGUUUCUGUAAAUAGUCUGCAUUCGACCUUAUGUUUUUUUUUAAUUUUUUUAUUUCACUAGGAUUACAGUUGCGCUGGUUUCUUUUAUAAACAUUCUAAUAACGAUAUUCAUUACUGUUUGCAAGCUGUACUUAGCAAUACAAUAUUCUCUGUUGUUUUCACAAAUUGAAGACACAAUUAAAACUACUUUUGCGGUAUGAUCUCGCGUUAAAUGGUUCCCCUGGAAAUAAUAUGGACUACCUUUCAUUACACUGUUAUGUCUUGCCCACAGAUAUUAAAUGUAGUUCACACAUGCGUAUUUGCGCGCGGGUACUGAGUAGAAAAUAACUAGUAAGAAUAAUAAUGUGCGUAUAUACCAAAUCACACCUAGAUAAUUUAAAUAUAUCACAAUCAAUGGCCCAACGUUAGUUUUUGUCUAGUAGUUUACUGGUGGUAGGACCUCUUGUGAGUCCGCACGAGUGGGUACCACCACCCUGCUUACACUUAUAUUAACAAAAAAAACAAUAAACAAAAACAGGUCAGGUACAACUAAACACAUAAACAUCUUCUAUGUACACUAGCGUUAUAAUUGUAAGAAUUUCUGUAUAAUACUAUCGCAACCCUGAAACCGUCAAUGAAAGUGUUGCCAUAACAAAGUUAAAGUUCAAUAUAAGUUUAUCGGGCCCGAAGGCUUACUAAAGGGUCGCAACUUGAAUAACUUUGGUCUCAUUAGUAAGUUCGGGAGUAGUCCACAAAGCUAGUGAAACUUUCCUUCAUGCUUAAUAAUAAACAAUAUUGACUUUUAAGAUUUAAACCUCGUAUAGACGUCUCAAGCUUUCUUUCCUUUACUUACGGUACUUUAAGUAUCUUUUUUAGUAUCUCACCAAUAGUUCUGAAUACCUAUACUUACAUUAAUCUGAUAGUAAUGAUUAUUUUAUUUUAUCAUUUUAAUUUUGCAAACUAUCCCUGCCAAAUGUUCUUGUAAACUAUGGACACAUGUACGAAACACUUAAGUUUCUAAAGAAACUCUCGCUUUAGCUAGUGUACGUCAAACACACACACAGUGACAAAAACUUUUCCUGAAAUAACACUGAACAAAUGUUUAAAGUUUAAAUUCAGUCUCAUAGACAGUUCGAACCGGCAGAACACAAAAGAAGAAACAAAUAAAGUCAUUUCAAACAUAUUAGUGUUAGAUCCGUAACGGCUAGAAGCCUUCUCGUAUCGUCUCCGCCUUUCAGAAUAAAUUAUAUACAUAGAUAAAAAAAAACUUAACUGAGUUUAUUCUGUCGGUCAAUUUUAUAUCGACUUUUGUCACAUUUUUAUUUUUUAUACUAGCGACCCGCCCUCGCUUCGCUUGGGAAACAUUAAAUUUUAUUAUUGUUAGGCGAAGCCCGCCAUGUUGCGCGCGUUCCGAUAAUAACUGCAGGUGACGCCGCGGAGCGAAGCUAGUCUAAGAAAAGUAGCCUAAGUUACUCCUUAUAUCAUCAGCUACCUAUUAAUGAAAGUCUCAUCAAAAUCGGUCUAGCCAUUCCAAAGAUUAGCCGGAACAAACAGACAGACAGACAGACAAAAAUUGUAAAAAAUGUUAUUUUGGUGUAUGUACCGUAUAUAUAUUCAUAUGCAUGUAGCAAAAAGCGGUUAUUUCAAUACUACAAACAGACACUCUAAUUUUAUUUAUAUGUAUAGAUAAGUAAAAAAAAAAACAUUUUUGGUAGACACAAAAAAAGCAAACACACGCCGUAUAUGGACAGGCUAGAAAAAACAACUUUGCAUUGGAUACACGGCUAUCAAUCACGCCUCCAAUCAUUGUUCAAUAAGUUUAAGGUAUGAUCAAUCACAUCAGCGCUAUGUUUGGUCGCUCUGCAUUCUUUAAAAUCAAGGCUUCUUGCCUAUCUCUAUACCUACAAACGUUAUGAAACUUCAAUGAUCAACUAUCGACCGACUGAAUCAAUCUCGUGUUUGACACAAAGCGAAAGAAAUCACGUUCUUAAAAAUUAUCUUUGUCGUCACAAAUCACGACCGCGGCUCACCGUGGAAUACGUAUUCCAAAGCGUGGAUAUCUUAUCAAAUCAAAAUUAUUGUGCAAACGAGAACAGUUUAUCGGGCAAUCUCGAAGGCGGCGCACCGGGUCACAGCGAGGUCUCGAGCCUUACCAUUUACCACUUCGUUUUAGCCACGCCAUUCGGCAAACCGUUCGCGCUUCGAGUGAACGUCAGAACGCGCGACUCACGUAACUAUUGUACUGUGAAUAGAGUGCGCGAAGUCGAUCGCGACGUGCAAUGCCCAAGGCUCCGCGUGUCCCGCUACCCUUAGCAGGGCUAUGGAGACCCUCCUCGACAAAUUCAAAAGGGAGCAAGGAGGGCUGCGACGUUCCAGAUCCGUCCGCGCUUCACUGCGACUGAUAGGGAACCGCUGGCGUUCGAACAAGGAAGAACCACCGGCAGAUGAUAUAGACAACGUGAAACGGAACACCGUCGUGUUUACGAAGCCUAUUUGGUGCGAGAAGGAGUACGACGACGUCGCUUACGCCGGAGUAAACGGUACGUACAAGCCAAAAACUCCGGUCAUGGCGAAACGGAAAGUGGAACCGUUAAAACAGAGAAGGAAAAGUGGAGACGUGGACUUGAGUUUGAAGCCUCAGAGACAAAAGAAAAUCGAGAAGAAGUUCAGUGAUUUGUUUACGAAUAAAAAACAAAAGAGUGUAUCUGCAAAAGAGCUGAUUAUACCAGAGAAGAUACCCCCAAAGGCAGCCGCAAUACUGCAUAUUCAUGCGCCGGAGAAAGAUAAAAAGAAGAAACUUAAGUCAAUGGGGAAAUCUGAAUCUGCUAAGUCAAUGUCAGAUUUUGUAGUUCAGAAACGUGUGCGGCGAGGAUCCGAAGGGGAUACGUUCCCUCACCAGCCAAGGGGCCGGGUCAACCCGGCGUUUGUGUACAGCACCCCACCAAAGGAGAGAAAGCUGCCCAUGUCGCCGACUUCUUACCUGAAGCUCCAGUACGGCGCGCUGCUCGAAGGGUGCGGGGGGGAACUUCCGUCGUUAAGUGCUUGUACCCCUCACCCCCCGCACCUCGACAAAGCGACGCGCCGCCAACAGAAAGACGCACGCGCCCAACAUGACAAAAUCGCACAAGUUAACAUACAUUUGCACGCACUCUUCGCUGCUGUCGAGCAUGGGUACUUGGACAAAGCCAGAAACAUACUGGACUCGACUGACGUGGAUGUCAAUAGUCUCAAUGCGGACGGCCUCUCACCGUUGGACGUUGCGGUGCUCUCAAACAACCGACCACUUGCCAAGAUGCUCAUGGAAUUCGGUGCUAAAGAAGGAACACAACUUAAGAACUCUGAAGCAUUGGGUGCCCAUCUACGUCGCUUGGCCCGAGACGCAGAGUCCAAGCUACAUGACGUUAUCGGAUGUGCAACGGAGCGACCAUGUCGCGAUGACGCUUGUACCAGAUCUUCAGCUAGUGGUCAAGGCACUGGCACGACCGGGUGUGCUGGUGGGACUGGCUCCGAAAAGGAUAAACAGGCACAGCAUUGGGAAAGAAGAGUCAGAACCCUCAAACGUCUUGUCCAAGGCUGGCAACAGCUUCGUGUGCCUCUUGCGCCAAACGCACCAGAUCUGGAGGUCUGUGGAUCUCACGCGGUCACGGUCCGGUUAAGAGACGCCAAACCAGCAUCCCUUGAAGACUUACCGGCCGUUACUAAGUUUAAAGUGGAGUGGUCAUCGCGAGCCGAUUUCUCUAACGUGUGCGGGGUCCGUGAGCUGACCUCAUCGGGCGCUAACGUCGGCACCAAAGCCUUGAUCACGGGCCUCACGCGGGGCAGGCGAUACUUCUUGAGGGCUGCCGCCGGGAACAUCAAGGGUUGGGGGCCGUUCAGCGUUUCUGUACCCAGAAGUGUCGUGCCGAGCAGUUGGCGUGACGUGUCGUGUCGCGUGUCGCGCGGCGAGGCGGGCGACGCGGCGGCUGCCUUGGAGGCGCUGUGGGCGGCGGCGGCGGGCGCGCGCUCCCGCCCCCCCGGCCCGCCCCGGGUGCCGCGGAAGAAGACUGCCACCAUACGACAACUCUUCACCGCUGCCAGCAAGUUCCAGAAGAACUUGAGAAGAGGCGUCUACCUCGCGUGCAUUCUGUACCACGAGGAUAAAGUGUUGGUGACCAGCGAAGAGUUCCUGCCGGUCAUCGAAGUUGACGAAACCUACCCCACCUGUAUCUACACGGAUUUCCAUUGGCUAAUGAAGGUGUCAUGCUCCUGGGACGACGUGAAGUCUCUGCGCUCAGACAUGGAGAAGCAUACGUCAUCGUCCAUACACUUCAGACUGAAGCUACUGACGGCCGCCGCCCAGAUGCAGUCCGCUCUCGGAGUGCAGGACUUAGGUCAGUUAUUCCACAAGCCCCUAAGAGACUCCCACGGCACAGUGGUGCUCUCUUGCGUGAACAGCGUUAAAUCUGCGAAGUCUGUGUCCGCGCUGAACUCGAGGUGGGCCCCCGUGUCCAAGCUGAGGCGGCGAGUGCUGAGCGAGGACAACACCAUAGGGGAACUCCUCAUGGCUUCCGUGCACGAACAGAUCGCGUACCAUCAGGUGUCUAGAGUGCAAUUAUCACGCGGGCUGUAUCUCGGCUAUCUGAAGCUGCAGUCCUCGGUGGAGGUGGUCCGGAUCGUGGCUCCGGCGCGCGCUCCCAACGUGCCGCCUCACACCAGGGUCCGAGACAACCCGCACGUCUCAGCUGAAGAAUGGGAGUACUUAAGAAAUCAGUCGGGCAGAUCGGAUGACACCCAACAGAUCCCCUCCAUUAACAACUCAGAGAAGCCAUCAGAAUCUCAAGAGAUGUUCUUCGACAACAUAGCCGCUGCUGCAAGAAGACUCUUCAAAGAGAUGGAUAUCCCUAUAGACAGUGUAGCUUCCCACCGAAUCUAUGACUUGGAAGUCAUAGAGCUGAACAAUGACGUCAGCUUCGUGAUGAUAUGCCCGCCGGCCGAACAAGCCUGCUCAGUCCCAGGACAGAAGGAGAUACUGCUCCAGAAAGGCGAUCUGCUCAGCUUACCGAUACAAGCUUUCGAGAUGAUUCAUCUGCAGACUUACCACACGAAUAUCCUCAAUAAAUACUCUAAGCUCAGCUGUGUCCUCGAACUGGACUUGGCCCUAGCCGCUCACUCGCACAGAGAAGCCUUCUCGUGCACGGAACUUCAGACUGCCAAAGAAAGGCUCGCUAAGUUAGAAGAUCUACAGAACACUUUGAAUACCGUUUGGAAGGCGGAACGGUGGUUAAUGGAUCUAAUAUGUUUCGCCAGGGACAAAGACAAGGCCGCCCAAAGCUCCGGUAUAUUGCUCAAGCACGUUCUAGAAAAGACUCCGACGCAAACGAUUGACGGUCCCGACAUAGAGACCCUGGAUAGGGAGUCCAAGUUGAAGGACUUCCUUCAGAUACCGUCGAGAGACGGAAAAAUCACCAAAACCUCUCCGGGCCGAGGAUCCUGGCCCGGGCCAGCCGGCAACGGGAAUCACGCAAACUUGCACCCGGAAUUCAGCAAAUCCGAACAGCAACUCAGCUUGGCUCCGAGACAAACGUCCGUUUCCACGCUAAAUCUGAGCAGCGCGCAGAUGCUCAACGAUGAAGCCAUGAAAUACGCCAGGAAGGGCAGCGCGGACUCCCAAUACACCCAGUCUAGCACGAACUACAUGAGCAGUAACUCCCAGUUCGAUAUCAAAUCAUCCGGAUCUCAUACUAGUAUCGGCAGCAAUCGCCUCCCGCCGUCCAGAAGUGAGGAUACCCUGGUGCUUCAGAAUGAGAACGUUGAACCGAAGCCGCGGCCUCACAGCAUCAACGCGAGCUCGUCGAACUCCUCCAGCCCGCUGCUCACGGUCAAAGGCUACUACCCCGGCAGCAUGAUCAGCGUCAGGGCGUCCAAAGGAAACGUCUCUGAGUCCGUUCAGAGUCUAUCCAGCGACUCGGAGAGCCAGAGCUGCCCCAUCACGACAGUUCCUCUGAAAAUCCGUCCCAAGCAAUAUCGUGUUCUUUCCAGCGUUAUAACCUCGAAGAGUAUGACUAAUGUGAAGAGUUCCGAUGUGGAAUACACUGAUACUGGUCAAGAAUACCCGAAGAACAGUCUUUGCGUGAAGCGACAACCGCUUCUGGAGACACAAGAGGACGCGGAGUAUAACAAUAAGGUUCCUAAGACUGAGGAGACGAGGAGUGAAGUGGAUGAUGUGGUGAAGGGGCCUGCAGAACUGCGGACUUCGGAACAGGUAGCAGGGAUACUGCAGGUGUAUGCGGCCUACGAAACUGGUCUAGCGGCCGGGACGUCGCUGAAGUUACACGUGACGCCCCGCACCUCAGCCCGCGAGGUCAUCGACCUGGUCGUCAAACAACUCAAUAUGGCCGCCGUGUCAAAAGGAAAAACUGGACCGGUUUACGGACCGGAAAAAUUGAAAGACUUCUGUCUGGUGGCCGUCAUAGGAGCGCGGGAGAGAUGUUUGCGAGAUGAUUUCCGCCCGUUGCAACUUCAAAAUCCGUGGAGGAAAGGACGGCUGUACGUUAGACUCAAGCAUGACGUUUUGGCGGCAUUGCAGCAUUCGGCUAAACAGCCGGCUUACAUUUAAAUAUCGAACGAACCACAGAUACAAUAUUUUAACUUUUUUUUUUUUUAUGUUUUUAGCACACGUAAAACUGUAAGUACCUAAUAAAUACAAUGAUAGGAUCAUUCGCUCAAAACAAAAUUAUUUUAUGUUGUGAAUUUUAGUGAACUUUAAUUUUGGUGCCAAUCAAUUGUUUCGUGUUAAUGCUUUAAAUAGAUAGUUAAGUAAAGUUGUGAAUAACGUUUACGAUAGAAAAUAAUAAAACAUUUAUGGUGCUUUCAUCGUAAUAACGAUAUUUUGCAUAGUAUUUCUAUUGAAUUUUCACACGACUAUCACUCACAAAUAUAUCAUUAUUUAAGUUGCUGAUUCAUUGGUACUAUUUUCAAAAUCAGUAAUAGGAAAUACUCCCAAUAAUUAAUCAACGCUGAAUAAAAAGCGAUAUCUAUAGCUUUCUCUUUCUCUCUUAUAGUAAACGUAAGUGACAGCUAUCACAACUAAAACGAGUAUCUUAGAUAAAAUAGUAUGAAAAAUAGUAUGUAUUCUUCAUAAUAGAAUUUGUUUGCGUCUAAUAACCAAACAUUCAAAGCAAGUGUUCUAGACUGUUCCUAGAUUUUUGCUUGCGAGACUGCUUUCGUGUCUAGAUAGAUAUCAAUUUUCGUCUUAUAUUCUAGAUCUAUCUAUCUUAUCUCUAGAAUCUAGGCACUAAUUUAGGUAUUUAAUAAAACUUAGUACUGAAUUCAGUUAACGAUGUCCGUAAGUUUUGAUAUUUGUUUUUGAACUUGUUCAACUUGUCGGUGCCUGAUUUGUUUUUGAACUGAUUGGAAUCAUAUCGCUGGGACAACAGGGUUACGAGGUAACGCUAAUAUUUUCAACGUAUUUCAAGUACAUACUCGUACGCGAUUUCUUGAAAUUCGAACGGGGCAGUAGAGACGUUUAUUUUUACAAACAAAACCAUUUGCCUACUUUUUUUUUUCGAAAGCAACUUUUUCCCGCCUCCCCGUCUUGACAUUUGUGUCAGUCGUGUAGUAAUUACGCAUAAUUUUUUUCUGAUUCGAUUUUUAUUACACGGUAUUUUUAUUAUACCCCUUCAUCGUGAAAAUCAAUCGUGAAUAAUUCGUCCCCAUGGAGCGAGAGUUAACUAAAUCUAAAAACUGUGUUAUGAGAUAAUCGCAUUUGAAAGUUCAGAAAAUUUCAAACGGCCAUAACUUGCUUCAGAUAAGUCAAAAUUGUCACCUUGAAGUAAAUAUAAUAAUUUUUUUACCAAACAAAAAUUGUAUUAAGUAAACCAUAACUUAAGUGGGAAUUCAUCAUCGUAUCGUUAGUGUAUCAGUUAUCGCUAAAACGAUAAAAUUAAUUAAAUUUGUGUUAGGAUUUUUCGAAUUAUAUUUUUUGUAUAAAUUGAAAAGGGGAAGUCAACAUGCCGAGUAUUAAAUAAAAAAAACAAUUUUAUUUCUAUGUACUUAGUUAAAUUUCGCUCUGUAGGGACAAUGUGAGUUAAAUACGCGUCUCACGUCUGUAUGUGUCUAAUGUUAGAACAAUCUGUAGCUGUUUGCGGGAUUUUAAAAAUGACACAGUCGAAUCGCUCGAUACGAAUGCAUCUCGCGUCUUAUCUUUUAGCCCACGAUGACUUCUAUGGCACAAGUUGUGUGGUGAUAACUAACAAUGAAGGUUCUUAACACUUAAAAGCUUAUAGAAAAUAAAUUACCCGUAAAGGUCUGAACAAACUCAUUUCGAUCGUCCAGCACUAUUGUGUAAAUAUAAGUCUUAGUCGAUUCGCUUUCCCAUCUAUGGCAUAUGGUCUUGCUCUUACUUUAACGAUCAAGUAAAAUAAUGAUCAUGUAAUAUAUAAGUGAGUCCAGUGUGCUUAGUCCGAGUUUUAAAACGUUCACGAUAGCGUAAAAGUUAACUCAAUUUUGUAGGCAGUUGGAAUAGUGCCCUUAGCGGCAAACGCAGGCAAACGCUCCCAUUCCAUACAACUAUGUGCUAACUUUUACGCUAUCGAAAACGUUAAAAAACUCGCACUAAGCAUACAGUACAUGUUUACUGUACCCACUUUAAGAGCUCUCGGAAUGAACGAAACGACGUACUGAAAAUCAAAUUCCACCGGAUCUCAAAUUGUAGUACAGGCCGAGUCACGCGUCAUUUUACAAACGGGAUAUUCUAACAAUUUAUUCUUGUAUUCAACAUUUUAUGAAACGUUACCUAAAAUAUGAAAUAGUGUGACCUUCAACAACUUGUAUAGUAACCGGCAAACAUCGUGAGCAAAUGACCUUGACUGCGCAGAACCGAAUUUUAGAUCACUUUGGUGGUGAGGGUGAGGCGCGACGGCAGGGGAAAUCGUAUCGAGCGCGUUAUUGGUAGAUCAGUCGAACCUUGCGUCCCGCACCGCGCCUUCGUUCCGCUUGCUCCCAAAAGUACGCUUGCGUACAGUGAAAAGUCUAUCGUUACUAAUCGUUAAGUUAUAUUUUGUUAUAAUUGCUUGUUGACUUUGUUGCCAUUGCUAUUUGUUGAGUGUUUGUUGAUUUUUUAUAAAAAAUACACUAUGCCGCGACAAACUGGUGUAGUAUUCAAAAGAAAGGGUAGAAAAAUUGUGUACGACGUAUAUUGCUUCAUUAUAAAACAGGGGAAGAAUGAUAUUAUGGAAAAAGUAAAACAGACUUCGGAAGCAACAAAAACAUCAGUGAGUACUGUUAGGUGCAUUAUUAACGAAGCUAAAGGCUCUGGCUUGCUCAUCGUGCUUGGGACUCCGGGUAAGAAAAGAUCAGGGAAGAAGAAAGUUACCGGAAUGGAUAGUUUCGUUCAAUCUGUAAUAAAAAGAUGUAAUCAUAAUAACUACAUAACAAGCAGCGAAACUCCGUACCGUAGAAAGGCUUCGAAAAUUUUAAAGAAGAUAUACAUUUUAAUGGCUCGGAAUGAAGUUUACGACGAAUUAUGAAAGAGCUAGGCUUCAGAUGGAAAAAAAAACAGAAAAUAAUCGGAAGCUGGUAAUUGAAAAAAGUAACAUUCGAUUACUACGAAUCGAAUAUCUUCAAAAAAUAAUUAAUUAUAGACAAAAAAGAAGAUCGAACCGACCGAGUCGUAAACUACACCGAUGAGCCCUAUGUCGACUUAUCACGAUGAUGGCGACUCGGGUGAUGAAAACAGUGAUGAUGAUAAUGGUCAAGAUUAUGAUAACGAAAAAAAAAUUACAAAUACCAGCUUCGCUUCAACUGAACGAAGACCUGGCAACAGCUCUAGUUUUGACUUAAUAGAAGGAAUAUCUAUUUUACCCCAAGAUGAAAUUAUUAUAAUUAUUAACCUAUAUUUUUUGUUGAUGUUCUAAUAAAUAUAUAAAUAAAUACAUAUGUUGAUUUUAAUAAUUUAAUUGCAUUAUGACGCAGAGUAAAUAAGGUUUUUGCACGUGAGUGUACCAUGCGCAAACUUACCCCCACUACGUCAACAAAUGCUCAAGAAGUUUGCCGGCUAUUAUACCUAUCGCUCCGGUAUUGGGCACUAUGAUAUCUGCGAUUCAAUUAUUUUUAUUUCACUCGCUUUAAAAGAGGCGAGGCGAAGAGGUUUUACUACUGGUGGUAGGACCUCUUGUGAGUCCGCGCGGGUAGGUACCACCACCCUGCCUAUUUCUGCCGUGAAGCAGUAAUGCGUUUCGGUUUGAAGGGUGAGGCAGCCGUUGUAACUAAACUUGAGACCUUAGAACUUCUCAAGGUGGGUGGCGCAUUUACGUUGCGGAUGUCUAUGGGCUCCAGUAACCACUUAACACCAGGUGGGCUGUGAGCUCAUCCAUCCAAAUAAGAAAUAAAAAAAAAGGCGAGCGAACAAAAAUUUUUUUUUUUUUUUGUUAUACAUUCGAUUUGGUUUAACUGCCAUUAAUAAAUAGGCAAUAAAAAUGAACUAUGAUAAUGUUUGCAAUAAUAAUCAAUAGUAAUGUCUUCGCGAAUCAUAGACACAAUUGAAAAUAUUUUAACUACUACCCUCAUUAUUUUUCAUUUUAGCGUUAAAAUUUUAAUCCGUAUUUUUUUAAUACACACAUCGUACAUACCUAUUUGUUAUAAUUUAUUUCAGUAAAUCUUCAAAUAAUUUGUAUUGUGUAUACAAGUUUUAAAUGCUUUACAAUAAAACACUAACGGUGUUAUUCAUGAUAUAUUCAUAAUGAGCUAUUGGGACUCUGAGAAGACUUUUCAAAAUUAUUAUUUUUAAAAGUUUUGUUCGUUUUUAUGUUAUUUUAUCUAAGACACUUUGAAUGUCUCCUUGUAACUUAGUUAAAGACCUAUGAGAACUCCAAAUAAAUAAAAUGAAUAUUAUUAUUAAUUACGAAGCUAAGAACACUUACCAAUAGAUCUUUGAUCUCCCGAAAAGUAUUUUGUUAAUUUUAUUGUUUUAAAAUAUGUAUUGUAAGUAAAAAAAAAACAUAUUUUUUCAAUACGAAAUAUUUUAUUAGGUAAUUAAAUAUGAAUACUCAAGUACUUAUAAAGGUAUUUUAUAUUAUACAUAAUUUUGUGUAUUUUACAUUUAUUGUAAUGAAAUUGUAAAUGUUGUAGUUAGUGUGUAAAAAAAACGUGUAAGAUAUGAUGUGUUAAAAUCUUAGUAUAUUACCAAUGAUUCGAGCCAUAAAUUAUGCAAUGAAAUGAUGCGUUAAUUUUUUUAUUACUUUAAGCCUAAUUGAAAAGUCUUAUGAUGAAAUUAUAAUAUAGUUUUUAUUUUGAUAGUACAUAAUGUGUUUCUAUUCACCCAAUCUGGUGUUGUACAUUAGCGUAGAAUGAGUGGAGUAAUGAAGUGAUGCACACAAUAAAUGUAUUUCAAAUCA